This is a messenger RNA of Penicillium cosmopolitanum, 933 nucleotides long. RefSeq lists its product as uncharacterized. The transcript has a single exon. Lineage: Eukaryota; Fungi; Ascomycota; Eurotiomycetes; Eurotiales; Aspergillaceae. The record is from RefSeq and is a predicted model, not a curated record. Bases 1 to 933 code for a protein of 310 amino acids.
AUGGCCGAUUCACCACUAUUCAGUUCUUCAACAAGGGGGCAAUUAAUAGAUCCAUGGCCUAUCGAUGGAACUCAAUUUGACUACGUGAAUGUUGAUGCUUUCUUUGCGCAAUUGAGAUCAAUAGGCACCAGCUUCACUGAUGAACAACGUGCCAAUGGGCCGUGGAUUCUUGUUACCUCUGUGGAUGAACAGGCCUUCAAAUGUAUCCAGGACUCUCACCAUGAACUACUAGAUUUAUGGUCCAUACUCUACAACCCUGUCGACUACACAAUCUCUACAAAAAUGGAAAGCUUUUUUCACGGAACAUUGGCAAUGGCCAUUACGCGAUGGUUGGACGGAAAGCUUACGACAAUGGGAUUGAAUCAUGAAGCAAUUUUCACGGGAACAGCCAAUCAUACGCUAUUCGUCUUGAAUAGGGCCGGUCAGAGAGUCCUAAAUGAUGUCGGAAACCCAGAAAUCAUCCGCAAACGAGCUGAUCAAACCGUUCACCCGUUCACGGUUCAAGCACCAAGGUCCAUGAAAUGGCCGUCGCUAGUCCUCGAGGUUUCUUAUUCUGAAUCGCGGGCUAAGAUAGGAGAGGACUUGCGACUUUGGCUUCAAAACUCGCAGAGCGAAAUCAGAUUUGCCAUGGCAGCCUUCAUAACCGCACGAUCUAAGACGAUUUCUAUCGAAGAGUGGAAGGUACGGACCCGAGCAGGGACUCAGGAACAACCACGUUAUACCGCCGAACGUAUCCAAUUUAUGUCGAUUGAAAAGCCACGAUCUCAUGGUGAUCCUAUUAUAACUGGAUCGUUCACAGUACCUUUCGACCGACUCCUUCUUCGUCAACCUACUGCAGGUGAGACCGACUUCGAUAUGAGUCAAAAAGAUCUUCGCCAAAUUGCAGCUCAGGUUUGGCGAUCGCAGUCCAUCGGAGAUGCCUGGCGCCAGUAG